Messenger RNA from Quercus robur (English oak), 3692 nucleotides. Its product is annotated as E3 SUMO-protein ligase SIZ1. The record is from RefSeq and is a predicted model, not a curated record. Gene Ontology annotation, biological process: protein sumoylation. The coding region runs from base 271 to 2778 and encodes 835 amino acids. The transcript has 18 exons. NCBI's taxonomy places the organism in Eukaryota, Viridiplantae, Streptophyta, Magnoliopsida, Fagales, Fagaceae. Gene Ontology annotation, molecular function: zinc ion binding; SUMO ligase activity.
AAAUUGGGGGAUUUGGUUUUCUGGUUGGGUCAUUGGUCAAAAAAGAAACGCGAUACGCAAAACGCAAACAGGUCAGAGAGAGUACGAUUGGGAAGAAAGAGAAAAAAAAAAAAAAGUCGGCGUGAGUUUCCUAAAUCCUUAUUUCCAAUCGGCCCUCAAUUUCUUCAUCGAUUGUUGUUUUCGGAGCACUAUGAGGUCGGUUUUGUUGGUUUGCUGACUGGUAAUCCGUUUGUUUCGACUACAGGCUUUAAUUUUUUGGGGUUAAGAAAAAUGGAUUUGGUAGCUAGUUGCAAGGAUAAAUUAGCUUAUUUCCGAAUAAAAGAGCUCAAGGAUGUCCUCACUCAAUUAGGUCUUUCAAAGCAAGGGAAGAAGCAGGAUCUUGUUGAUCGGAUUUUAGCCAUCCUCUCUGAUGAACAAGGACACAGCAAAAUGUGGCCCAAGAGAAAUGCUGUUGAUAAGGAACGAGUGGCAAAACUAGUGGAUGACACAUACAGAAAAAUGCAGGUAUCUGGGGCUACUGAUUUAGCAUCAAAGGCACCAGGCGUGUCAGAUAGUAGUAAUGUGAAAGUUAAAGGGGAAAUUGACGAACACUUCCAACCAGAGACAAAGGUUCGAUGUCUUUGUGGGAAUUCAUUGGAUAUAGAGUCAAUAAUUAAGUGUGAGGAUUCUAGGUGCAACGUGUGGCAACAUAUCGGUUGUGUUAUAAUUCCAGAAAAACCUAUGGAAGGCAGCCCCCCAGUCCCCGACAAAUUUUAUUGUGAAAUCUGUCGACUCAGUCGAGCUGACCCAUUUUGGGUUACGAUGGCACAUCCUUUAUAUCCUGUGAAGUUGAUUACAACUAGUAUUCCAACUGAUGGUACGAACCCUGUGCAAAGUAUGGAGAAAACAUUUCAACUCACAAGGGCGGACAAGGACUUACUGUCGAAACAAGAAUAUGAUGUUCAGGCCUGGUGUAUGCUCUUGAAUGACAAAGUUCCAUUUAGGAUGCAGUGGCCACAGUAUGCAGAUCUGCAGGUUAAUGGUAUGCCUGUUCGUACGAUUAAUAGACCUGGCUCCCAACUGCUUGGGGCUAGUGGUCGUGAUGAUGGUCCAAUUAUCACACCAUAUACGAAAGACGGAAUUAAUAAGAUUUGCUUAACAGGAUGUGAUGCUCGCAUUUUCUGCGUAGGUGUUCGAAUUGUAAAGCGCCGCAGUGUUCAGCAGAUCCUCAACUUAAUUCCCAAAGAGUCUGAUGGUGAGCGUCUCGAAGACGCUCUUUCUCGUGUUUGUCGUUGUAUCGGUGGUGGAACUGCUACAGAUAAUGCUGAUAGUGACAGCGAUAUAGAAGUUGUUGCAGAUUAUUUUGGCGUCAAUCUACGUUGUCCUAUGAGUGGUUCAAGAAUGAAGGUCGCAGGAAGAUUCAAACCUUGUGUUCACAUGGGUUGUUUUGAUCUUGAGGUUUUUGUGGAAUUAAAUCAACGUUCUAGAAAGUGGCAAUGCCCCAUUUGUCUCAAGAACUAUGCAUUGGAGAAUAUCAUUAUUGACCCUUAUUUCAAUCGUGUUGCAUCUCUGAUGAGGGGUUGUGGAGAAGAUGCAACGGAAAUUGAGGUGAAGCCUGAUGGUUCUUGGCGUGUAAAGACUAAAAAUGAAACUGAGCGGAGGGAUCUGGGGGAUCUUGCACGGUGGCAUUCUCCUGAUGGUACUCUUUGUGUUUCUGAUAUGGAAGUUAUAUCAAAAAUGGAAGGGAUGAAGCAGAUUAAACGAGAAGGUAUUUCAGAAGGUCAUACUGGUUUGAAACUCGGAAUAAGGAAGAAUUGUAAUGGCUUAUGGGAAGUCAGCAAACCCGAAGAUGUGAAUACGUCUUCUGAUAAUAGAUUACAAGAGAGAUUUGGAAACCAUGAACAGAAAGUUAUUCCAAUGAGCAGCAGUGCCACAGGAAGUGAAGAUCCAAGUGUAAAUCAGGAUCCUGAAGUGAAUUUUGACAUCUCUAACAACAAUGUGAUUGAGAUGGAUUCCAUGUCUCUGAAUGUUGAUUCAGCAUUUGGAUUCGGGCGAAACUCCCCUGCAAAAGUUAUUGUUCUCAGUGACUCGGAGGGAGAGGAUGACAUUUUAGCAUCUUCUGAAACCAUCUAUAAGAAGAACCGAACUGAUGCUGGUGGGAUGACUUUUCCUGGAAUUUCUGAAACAUAUCCAGAAGAUCCUCUUGGAACUGGUGGAUGUAUGAGUCUUUUUAAUGCCAAUGAUGAUGAAUUUGGGAUGCCGCCCCUCUGGCCAUUACAGCCUGGAACUCAUGCAGGACCAGGUUUUCAGCUAUUUAGUUCUGAGGAUGUGCCAGAUAGCCUAGUCAAUUUACACCAUGGUUCUAUGAAUUGUUCCACCUCUAUGAAUGGCUAUACAUUGACUCCAGAGACUGCCAUGGGACCUUCUAACCUAGUCCCAGAUUCUUCGGUUGGUCGUGCUGAUACUGACAUUAAUGAUGGUUUAGUCGAUAAUCCCUUUGCGUUUGCUGCGGAUGAUCCCUCGCUGCAAAUAUUUCUUCCCACAAGGCCUUCAGCUGCAUCAGUAGAGACUGAUAUGAGAGAUCAGGCUGAUGUAUCAAAUGGUGUUCGUACUGAGGAUUGGAUUUCUCUUAGGCUUGGGGGUGGUGCCAGUGGCAGUAAUGGCGAGUCUGCAGCUCCAAAUGGAUUGAAUUCGAGACAGCAAAUUCCACCUGGAGAUGGUGCCUUGGAUUCUUUGGCUGAUACUGAUUAUUCUAGUAGUUUCGGAAAGUUUCUACCAGACAUUUUUCUCAGGAUUUGAAGCCAGUUUUGGAAUCUAGAGACAAGAUGGGUUUUUAUAUUCCUUCAUUUAUUUAUUUGCAUGUGUGUGGUGCCAUAUUUUAGCCUGGAAGUUCCAGGGAAUGAUCCGCUCAUGAAUCUUGAUGUGCGGCAUCAGCAUGUGAAUGCACUGUUUCAGUAAUUUGAUUUUGGAGACACUGAAACCUGGCCUUCUGCAAGUUUUCUGUUUAAUCUCUUCAGAAUUGUAGGGCUGAUUGUUCUUUUCUUCCUGGUGCAGCUUCUUUGCUUCUUGGUAUGAAUGAUGUUAAAUCUGACAAGUCUAGUAGACAAAGAUCAGAAGAUAGCCCUUUCUCGUUUCCUCGCCAAAAACGUUCUAAGCCACGGUUUUAUCUUUCUAUUGACUCCGACUCUGAAUAGAGAAACUGGACCUUUUUAAUAGAUUGAAUUUUUUCUAGGCUUAGAAAACAUAUCUUACAGUGAUCUUAUGAUCCGCAUAAACUCAAGUUCUGUAUUAGUAGUCAAACAAAGUUGAGACAUUUUGGUGCACAUGGAAUGGAAUGGAAGUUUUGAAUUUGGUACCAGGCAUCUACGGCAAACAACACAAGAAAACUGUUAUUACCUAUUGAAAAAUCUCUCCUGGCACCUGCAGAUUUGUUUUCUGAAGUUGGUUUAUUUCGUGCAUUUCUGCUAAAUUCUCAUUGAAGAUCUGCAGGUCCAGUGCUGGUAAAUUGUAUAGCAGAUUGUCAUUUUAUUUUGAACAGUAGGAAUUAAAUCCUUUGGUUUAAAACCUUUGGAUGUAGAAGGGGGAAACCCCUUAAGAAUACAUAUAUCUGUCAUCUUGUCUCUGUUUUAUGAUGAGAGCAAAUAGGCUGUAAAUGUUCAUUCAGAUUCAGUUAUUUAUAGAAAUAAGAAAUCAUCAGAUGGGUGUUCCACGGA